This is a messenger RNA of Sturnus vulgaris (Common starling), 2796 nucleotides long. It is a transcript of the gene SMPD3, whose product is annotated as sphingomyelin phosphodiesterase 3. The record is from RefSeq and is a predicted model, not a curated record. NCBI's taxonomy places the organism in Eukaryota, Metazoa, Chordata, Aves, Passeriformes, Sturnidae. Gene Ontology annotation, cellular component: cytoplasm; extracellular region. Gene Ontology annotation, molecular function: sphingomyelin phosphodiesterase activity. Gene Ontology annotation, biological process: sphingomyelin metabolic process.
AGGCGCCCCUGGCUCCGCGGGGGAAGGCGGCAGAUUCCUGUUUCGCCCCUGGAGAGUUUCAUUAUGGCAGCCCCCAGUGAACAAUGACAUCCUUUGACAAAUACAGAUGCCAAAAAGCCAGACGAAAACAGUGGCCUUGUUUCAUUUUUACUCCAACACAGUGAAAUGGUGCUCUUAAAGUUUUGUUAUUGACUCUCACUGGAAAAAAAACCAAACUCCUGACUGGACCUUUUUAUCCCCCAGCCCUCUCCCCGUGUUCUUAUGGAUGGUUGACACAGUGACAUCAUGUAGUAGGCCCUGAAGCGUUGGCAUAAUUAAGUUGCAAUGGUUUUAUACACUUCUCCAUUUCCCAACAGCUUUCUGUCAGUUCUGCAUUCUUUUUCCUGGGGCCUGAUUUUCCCAUGUUACUGGCUAGCAGACAGGCUCGUGGGCUCUUUUGUUCCAACCACCUAUGAAAAACGUCAAAGAGCAGACGACCCAUGCUAUUUUCAUGCACUCUGCAUCAUUAUCACCACUCCCAUCUACCUGGCUCUCUUGGUGGCCUCUCUUCCUUUUGCCCUGAUUGGCUUCUUGCUCUGGUCCCCGCUGCAGUCAGCCCGAAGGCCCUACAUCUACUCCAGGCUGAAAGACAAGAACCAUGCCAAUGGAGCCACACUGCUCACGGAAUGGAAGGCUGCAGGCGCUGGGAAAAGCUUCUGCUUUGGCAGUGCCAACGUUUGCCUGCUGCCCGAUUCUCUGGCAAGAUUUAAUAACGUUUUCAAUACGCAGGCCAGGGCUAAAGAGAUUGGCAGGAGGAUCCGAAACGGGGCGAGCAGGCCACAGAUUAAAAUAUACAUAGAUUCUCCUACCAACACAUCCAUCAGUGCAGCGAGCUUCAGCAGCCUGGUGUCCCCCCAGGCUGGAGAUAACCGCACUGUUAAUGCUGGCAUCAAAAGGACAACAUCCAUGGAGUACAAAGGAGACAACUGUGGCUCAAACAACGGCGAGGAGAGCAGAGAAGAUAAAGGUGGGAGUGGAGAGCCACACGAGGGAGAAGAAAACAGUUGCAUUGUCCGUAUCAAUGGAGAGGAGAAUGGCCACAUGUCAGACACAGAAACAGACACCGUCAACGGCCAGGCUCGUGCCAGUGGCCCAGCAGAGCCCUCACUGGAAGGUGAUGCAGAGAUCUCAAAAACACCGAACCACAAACAGAAGGAAGGAGAUUCUGGGAGUUUAGACAGCUGCUCUGCCUCACGAGAGUCCCUAGUCAAAGUCCGUGUGGGAGAUGGUACAGUGGACCAAAGCACUGUCAACAACAAGCUCCUCUACAAAGCUUCAAUCAUGAAGAAGACUUCAGUGCGGAAAAAGAAACACACGGAUGAGACCUUUGAUCAUGAGAUCUCUGCUUUCUUCCCUGCCAACCUGGACUUUCUGUGCUUGCAGGAAGUGUUUGACAAAAGAGCUGCAGAGAAGUUGAAAGAGCAGCUCCAUCACUAUUUUGAAUACAUUGUCUAUGAUGUUGGGGUCUACAGCUGCCACGGCUGCUGUAGCUUUAAGUUUGUGAACAGUGGUCUACUUUUUGCCAGCCGCUAUCCUGUUAUGGAUGCUGCCUAUCACUGUUACCCCAAUGGAAGAGGAAUGGACUCCUUGGCCUCCAAGGGAGCCUUGUUUCUCAAGGUGCAAGUGGGAAGUACACCUCAGGACCAAAGAAUUGUGGGAUACAUUUCCUGCACUCACUUGCAAGCUAUUGCAGGAGACACUACUGUUCGAUGUGAGCAACUGGAUAUGCUUCAAGAUUGGCUGUCUGAAUUCAGAAAAUCUACCUCCUCCUCCAGCACAGCCAAUCCAGAGGAGCUGGUGGCUUUUGAUGUACUCUGUGGAGAUCUCAACUUUGAUAACUGCUCCUCUGAGGACAAGCUGGAGCAGCAGCAUUCUCUGUUUACACACUACAAAGACCCGUGUCGAGCUGGUCCUGGGGAGGAUAAGCCUUGGGCAAUUGGUACCCUGUUGGAUCCUGAAGGAUUAUAUGAUGAAGAAGUGUGCACUCCAGAUAACCUACAGAAGGUGCUGGAAAGUGAAGAAGGAAGGAAAGGAUACUUAGUCUAUCCCACCAGCAAGAACCACAGUUCCAGUCAGAAGGGGAGGAAGGCAUCACUGAAGGGAAAUGGGAGGAGGAUUGACUACAUGCUCUACACAGAAGAAGGUCUCUACCUGGAAUGGAAAGUGGAAGUGGAAGAGUUCAGCUUUAUUACCCAGCUGGCAGGCCUGACAGAUCACCUACCAGUAGCAAUGCGCCUCGUGGUGUCCACGGGAGAGGAUGACCCUUAAAAGUGACCAGCUCUGAGAGAUUAGAAGAGGGAAACACGAAUGAUAUUUCAAAAAUAUCAGAGGAUAAGAAUGAACUAUUCUGGUGCCACGUUAGGAACGAUGACCAGACCUGACCUGGGCUACUCCCAGAAAGUACCAACAAUGUGGAUCUAAAAAGGGAAGAAAUGGAAGGGGCUGUGGCCAAGAGCCACUGUGACAAGUGGCUCAGGCAACAGGGCAGGCCUGUACUACAAAGCUUUCACUGUGGACCGAACGGAACCAAGAUGGAAGUCCUAAUUCCUUCUGAACCAGUGCCAUUCUUACUAAAACAUGUUUUUAUACUAAUAUAUAGCACAAUUUAGUUUGUACUUAGUCUGUGAGUUAGUGCCGCUCAAUGGUUUUUUGCAUCAUUUCUUUGUCUAACUCGGAAGCUGCAGCUUUUUCUCUUUCUUUAGCCUGUGACAGUUGUAGCUCGUGCUUGCAGCCGCCGCAUGCGCCCGCACUGCAUGC